Eurytemora carolleeae is the source of this 425-nucleotide messenger RNA. Its product is annotated as thioredoxin domain-containing protein 17. Lineage: Eukaryota; Metazoa; Arthropoda; Copepoda; Calanoida; Temoridae. The coding region runs from base 21 to 395 and encodes 124 amino acids. Gene Ontology annotation, cellular component: cytosol. The record is from RefSeq and is a predicted model, not a curated record. The transcript has 5 exons. Gene Ontology annotation, molecular function: protein-disulfide reductase [NAD(P)H] activity.
CCAUUAUUUUUUUCAGAACAAUGGUUCAAAAGUUCCAAGUUGAGGGUUAUGAAGCUUUCAAGGCUAAAGUUGAGGAAUUAGCGAAGGGUGAUAAAGAUGUAUUUGUUCUGUUCUCUGGCUCCAAGGAUUCUAAUGGAGAGAGUUGGUGUCCAGACUGUGUUGUAGCUUAUCCAGUAAUUCAGGAUUGUUUGAAGACUGUAUCUGAUGAAGCAAGCUUCCUGUAUGUUGAGGUGGGGGAUAGAACAUUCUGGAAGGAUCCUAAAUGCAUCUUCCGCACAGAAACAGAAACUAAGCUGAAAAGUGUGCCUACCCUGGUCAAGUGGGGAACCCCUGAACGGCUGGAGGAGGGGCAAUGCGCUGACCGGAAUCUGGUCAAUAUGCUCUUUGAGGAGUAAACAUCAAAAUACAAGACACAGGAUAACUUC